Molecule: messenger RNA, 1326 nt
Organism: Exophiala spinifera
Lineage: Eukaryota; Fungi; Ascomycota; Eurotiomycetes; Chaetothyriales; Herpotrichiellaceae
Exons: 2
Coding region: 1-1326 (441 amino acids)
Biological process (GO): transmembrane transport
Cellular component (GO): fungal-type vacuole membrane
Molecular function (GO): transmembrane transporter activity
Source: RefSeq, a predicted model, not a curated record
AUGGAUGCAGUCCUCAACUACAACAUUCCUGACAACGCCACAGAUAGCAUCUUUGAUGCACAAGGAGUUGUUGAAGAUGCGAAAGAAAGCUCAGUCAACAUGGAAGACAAAUCUGAGAGCGAGGCAAGUUCAUUCGACAACGGGAUCAAGGCAUGGUUACAAGUUUUUGGGGCCUUCUUCCUCUGGUUCAACUCAUGGGGAAUUAUCAAUGCAUACGGAGCGUUCCAGACCUUUUUUGAGCAACAGUUGCUGGCCGACACUUCGCCUUCGACCAUUGCAUGGGUGGGCUCUGUGCAAUCUGCACUGCUUAUGCUCGUCAGCGUCGUCACCGGGCCCCUAUUCGACGCGGGCUACUUUGCCAUGAUGAUACCGGCGGGGACAUCUCUGCUUGUUUUUGGGUUGAUGAUGAGCAGCAUCUCGACAACAUACUAUCAGAUCAUUCUGGCACAAGGUGUUUGCGUUGGGAUAGGGUCCGGAUUCUUGUUCAUGCCGGCAGUAGCUCUUCUGCCCCAGUAUUUCAAAAGACGAAGAUCAUUGGCGAACGGAAUCGCCGCAUCGGGAAGCAGUAUCGGCGGUGUCAUCUAUCCCAUCAUGUUUCAUAAGCUUCAAGAAGAGGUUGGCUUCCCCUGGGCAACUCGUGUUAUGGCCUUCUUCGUACUCGCAACUUGCUGUCUCUCCAUUGGAUCCAUGCGUCUCAGGUUUCGACUCCAGCAAACACGGACACUAUUCCAGAUGUCUGCGUUCAAGGAGCCCCAGUACGUUCUCUUCUGCCUGGCAUGCUUCCUGGGAUUCCUCGGCUCUUACAACUUUCUGGUCUACAUACAGCCCUUCGCUAUAGAGACUGGAGUCGUUAACGACAGUAUCGGUUUCUAUCUGCUGGCAGUCCUCAACGCGGCCUCAACUUUUGGUCGAGUCAUCCCGAACUUCAUUGCAGAUUACACAGGUAUUCUGAAUAUGCUGAUCCCUUCAGUGAUCUCAUCUACAGUUCUCGCGUACUGUUGGGUGGCCAUUCGGCCCAUGCCCGGUAUCGUCACGUUGUCUGCACUUUAUGGAUUCUUCUCUGGCGGUUUCGCUUCCUUGGUGCCGGUGGGCGUAGUGAGCAUUAGCAAGGACGCUGACAGUAUUGGAGCUCGUCUGGGCAUGUGCUUCGCCAUUGAAUCUAUUGGACUCUUGAUCGGCACACCAAUUGGUGUUGCCAUAUUGAGUAAGACAGGGUCUUAUCUUGGUUUGCAGCUGUUCUGUGGUUCCUGUUUGGCACUUUCCGCUCUCAUUUUUGUGAUUAUUCGGUUCCUGGAAAGCGGCAGGAAGCUUGUAUACAAAUGUUAG